Molecule: messenger RNA, 1251 nt
Organism: Hyaloperonospora brassicae
Lineage: Eukaryota; Oomycota; Peronosporomycetes; Peronosporales; Peronosporaceae
Source: the annotation of a GenBank genome assembly
AUGACGACCAGCAGACAAACCAUUGACCGUAUCAUCCCCGCGCGAUUCGGCAACACCGUGAUCGGAACCGUCGUCACUCGCUCGGCAGCUUCCGGGUAUCACGUCGAAGAGUUCAGCUGCUGCAACGCCUCAGCACAGUCUUCUUCACAGCAGCAGCAGCAGCAGCAGGAGCAACACAAUCAUCAGUCCACUCGAUUGACCACUGCAGCGCUGCCUUCAUUGACGAGAUUGUCGCUGCUAGCCGCUCCUACGACGAGUGCGGCCGAAACAGCCAACCGCUUCUUGUUAAGACCUCCACUAGCAAAACGUCAAAGUAGCGCGGUAUUAGCUCAGGACUCUGUGGCGACUCCCGGCGAUCGAAUUCGCUUUGGUGUCCCGUACACAGAGACAUCGACCGACAGCGGUUUACCUGCACGAAUCGGACCACCUGCGACCACGAACUUGUCAACCCUUCAUCAAAAGCCCACGACGUUCAGGAUGCGCGGAGUGAGCGCCAAAUCCAAAGCCUGUCGCGAGCAGGGCCGAUCCAACCAAGCUCGGUACCGCCAAAAGCAGCGAGAAUACGUGCUAAAGCUCGAGUUGACGGUCGCCAAACUACGCGCUGAGACGCCAAUGCUGGAGAUAGAGCGGCGUCGUCUUCACUACGGUUCAGCGCAACGCGUCUGGGACGUUGGAUUCGAGUACUUUCGGCUCUUUCGCUACGGAGUCGGCGACUCGAUUGUGCAGGGGUCUCCAGAUGCUUGUGGCCUCCCGCGAGCUUCGGAAGCUCAGAAACAAUUGAUGUUCCUGCGAUCGACCAUGGCACCGGAUGUUGCGUUUGGUAGCAUGAGUGGGGUCGAGCACCUGAUGGCGCACUGGCGGCGACUGUCAACGAAUCACGAUCAUCUGCGCUUCCACCUCACGCACAUGGACAAGCUGUCUGAGAGCAUUGUCGUCGCUACGGCUGUACUGAGUGUGACAGUUACGAAAUCCACGCUGGAGUGUGUCUUUUCCCAUCUCUUGGAGUCUGACAACAUCAAGGAUUUGUCGCUGGCAGUGAAUCUGCUCGGCCACCGAUUACACUACCCAUGCUCCGUGACCUUUGUGUGGGACGAAGAAAGUAGCUUGGUGGAGCGGGUGGAGACCGAUAUCGACGCAACGUCGCCGCUAUUGGCAUUUCUCGGCAACCUCGACGACACUUCCCGCGUAAUCGAAAGAGCCGUCCUGGCUCCAAGCAGCCUUGUCGACGUGGCAAGAAGCCCGGCAGCAUGA